This is a messenger RNA of Botrytis byssoidea, 1648 nucleotides long. RefSeq lists its product as uncharacterized. The record is from RefSeq and is a predicted model, not a curated record. The transcript is spliced from 5 exons. Lineage: Eukaryota; Fungi; Ascomycota; Leotiomycetes; Helotiales; Sclerotiniaceae. Bases 391 to 1461 code for a protein of 356 amino acids.
GUCAACAAGAAGAAGCAUUGAUCUAGAAUUCAGGGUUAAAAUGCGUAGAAUGAUUGUGACUGAUGAAAAUAGCGGGACCAUCACUUCUUUUUAUAUCAAAACCUGGACCAACGUUAUCAUUAAGGAAUGACCAUCUGUGCUCUAUCCCCAUACAAUAUCGAAGAAUACCCGCAAGAUGUCAGGAAACAGAGCUUCGGGGAGCACAUUAUCACUGCCGGUAGUGCGCAACAGUAUAAACAAAUGGAGAAGCAAGAUAUCCUCUCCCAUUCUUGACGAUCGUCCUGAUUUUGUAAUCUUUUUCCAAUGAAUCACUAGGCUGUCACUGUUUUAUUUCUUAUGAAUUCCUUUGAUCUUUGCUUCACUUUUCUUUGCACAUUUUAACCGGCCGAGAUGGUGACAGAAGCUUCAGACAAACAGGAUGAAAUUCUGAUCAUUACAUUGCUAUUCUCUGGGAUUGCGUGUGUGGCGGUUGCUUUACGAUGCUAUGUUCGAACUAAGUUUUUGAAGGCAUUUGGUGCUGAUGAUGCAAUUGCAGUUUGCUCCUUGUUUCUUUUGUGCGCUGGAGUUGUUUUUACCAUGUUGGGAAUUAAUUCGGGGUUUGGACAACAUAUCGAUAGCAUGACAAUGGAUCGUUACUUGCGCGGAUUGAAAUGGUGGUGUUAUUCGGAAAUCAUAUACCCUCCUACUAUAGCUGCUAUCAAGAUAUCCAUCGCUCUUUACCUCGUCCGUAUCGCCGUGAAGCCAGUUCAUAUAUACACCAUCUAUAUCUCAAUGACAAUCUUCCUGUUGUACACCACGGGGUUUUUUAUCUUUUUGUUACUUCAAUGUAGACCGAUAUCAUUCUACUGGAGGCGAUUUGAGGGAGCAAUUGAUGGGCAUUGUUUAGAGGGCUCUACGAUAGCAGCUAUGGCAUAUGGCCAUGGAGUCGUGAACGUCUUGGCCGAUCUUACUCUGGGGAUAAUUCCGGCGUUUAUUGUGGCGGAUCUUCAAAUCACAACAAGAACAAAAGCAGCGGUCGCAAUGACUUUAGCAUUGGGUUCCAUUGCUAGCGUGUGUACCCUCACAAGAAUCGCAUACAUUAACGAUCUUUUGCAUACCAGCGAUUAUCUCUAUUCAAUAUCUGAUGUUAUCAUCCUCUCCAUUGUCGAAGUAGCCGUCGGACUUAUAGCCUCUUGCUUAGCGACCCUCAAGCCUCUCGUCCGCUCAUUCCUGGACUGGUCGGAGAAAUCAAUCGGAUCAUCUGGAGGCCUUCACAUGCGCAUGAUGGAUGGAAUGAAUCGAAGGCGAACAAAAAUGUACGACACCGAACUAAAUCUCAGGCCCGAUCUCGCCAUUGUCGGAUUCACAACGACGGUAAUAUCGAGCAACGGACGAGAAUCACCACCUCUACACCCUAGUAUAAGUGAAACUAUGGAUGUCAAGAGUGACGUGUGGCUUAGUCCGAGUUCCCAUGGAAGUUAAACGUCACACAGGAGGUUAGAAAGUGGGAAUGGGGGCCAAGCCGCGGUGCCGGCUUGCCAAAUAAAGUAGAGAUUAAUGGACGUGUAUGAUACCACUUUUCCACAUGAUAAAUUUCAUUUCACGCCCAGAUCAUGACAGAACAGACCGAGUUUACAUUUAAACUUCUCAAUCCAUUCUCUCAGCUAUG